UACACUAGGCAGAAGGCAGAAACAGCUUCGUUCCUCGUUGUUGACAAGUAACACCUAAAACAAAAAACGGGAAGCGGUUUCAUCUGGAUUCUUCUUCCUCAUUCCGAUUCUUGUAAUCUCUUCUUUUUUCCUCCGCUAUAAAUUCUUCGUUAACUAUCCCUUAGGGUUUCACACAACUCAAACAACAAUGGCAGCGGCGACAGUGACCGCGGCCAAGACGGCCGACUCCUACAUUGGGAGUCUCAUUUGUUUGGUUUCAAAAUCCGAUAUUCGUUAUGAAGGUUUUCUUUUUCAUCUCGACUCUCACGAUUCCACCAUUGGUCUUCGUAACGUGAAAUCUUUUGGGACAGAAGGACGAAGAACUGAUGGACCUCAGGUCUCUCCGAGUGACAAAGUCUAUGAGUUCAUAUUCUUCCGAGGUAGUGAUAUAAAGGAUCUGCAGGUUAUAUCUUCUCCACCACCUCAAAGUACAUCAGCUGUUCCCGAUGAUCCUGCGAUAAUACGGUCUCAUUUUCCUCAACCCACACCUACAACUAUGGCCUCAACAUCUCCUAGUGCUGCAACAGUAGCAAAUGUUAGUACCAGUGCACAACCCAUUCUCCCUGUUACACCUUUCCAGUUGAAUCUGGCCCGUGACCCAUUGACAUCAAGUUCUAGCCUUUCGGGCUCAUCGCUCCCUCCUCCACCUGUAAAUAUCAGUCGACCUGCUGUGCCUAAUUAUUGGCCAACAUUAAUUGGGUCCUCAGGAGGAGUUUCUCAUUUUCAACAGCACUGUUUUCCCCCGCCGCCACAGAGUUUGGUGGCCUCACUCCCCCCGGUUCAGCAGCAAGUGCAGUACCAAAAUGUAAAUGCAUCUGUAGCUGGAGUAUCCAGCUUUUCUGGACACCAUCACCCUUUGCUGCUGACUGGUACUACCAGCUCCCCAAAUACACUGCCUCCCUUGCUGCCAACACCAUCUGUUCAAUCCAAUCCCGGGCAGUUUGCUAAACUGGUGUCUAAUUUGUCGUCUAUUCCAAUGCCAAAUAAUGGAUCUAGUGCUCUUUCAAGUUUGGCAGUGGAUCCUGGCCCAAAAAUGGCAUCUCCUUUGCCAGAAGUACUUAAUGCUACUCCGGCUCCGGUAACUAAUGCUACUCCGGCUCCGGUAACUAAUGAAUCGAGUUCAGUUGAUCUGACAAUCUCUCAAACUGUAACAUCUAGUGGAGAGACAACAGGUGUAUCUUUCAGCAAGCAGUCAAAACUAUCUCCCAUGACAAUUGAGGAACAGUCAGGACUGAAACAAUCCUCUUCGUAUCAGUCACUGCAGACCACGCAUAUCAAUGCAAAGACUGCUCAAGCAUCAGUAGUGGUACCUCUGCCAUCAGAUAGCACAGAAAAAACCAUGGAGUCAUUGCCGAAAUCCACAACUAAAACUUCGCAUGGAUCUACUUCAUCUCAUCAUUAUAAAGGUCAGUUUGCUCGGGGAAGAGAUCAGGCUCAUCGAGACCCUGCAUCCACUAAUCUUAGUUAUAGAGGCCGUGCACGAGGAAGGGGAUAUGUGGCAAAUGGAGUUUCUUUAUCCGUACAUCAAAGCUCAAGAAACCAGGCGGUUGGAAGAGGAAAUGAGUUCCCCCUAAAUGGUGUUCCUUUGCGCAAUCAUGGCGAUGCUGGAAGUCAUAUUCGGGGACGUGGAGCUAAGAUUCAGCAUCCCCGUGUCAAAACAAGAUUUAAGGAGGAUUUUGAUUUUGAGGCGAUGAAUGAAAAGUUCAAUAAGGAAGAGGUGUGGGACUUACUCGGUAAAAAUAACAAAGCUGAAUCAGAUGACGGAAAUGAGGAUGACAAAGAGAUGGAUGGUGUUAAGGGUGAAGCCAGAGAAGCACAUGUAAGAGAAGAUAGCAAGCCCGUUUACAGUAAGGAUGACUUCUUUGAUUCUCUUUCUUGUGAUGCACUUGAUCAUGAUUCUGGGAAAGUGAAGCUCUCUGAACAAAGGAAAAAAGAUGCUGAGACAUUUGGAGAGAUCCCAAAACCUCAACGAGGUCAUGGACAGGGACCACGCUGGGCUGGGGCAUCUCAAGGCUCAUAUCGUGGCAGAGGACAUGGCACUACACGAGGUGGUCGCGGUCGUGGAAGAGCAGUUUGGGGCCGUGUCAGUUAAUAUGAGCUUCCAUGUUGCUGCUGCAGGUGGCAGGUCCUCAGAUGUAAAACCACCCUGCAAUACCUAGUUGUGCGACAACUUUUGGUCGCGUUUAAUUCAAUAUUAUGGUUUAGUAAAAUAAAUAUGGUCGAAAGAUAGACUUCUAUUCGACAGACUUUUAUUUUAUUAUGGUAAGAACUAUUUAAAGCUGUAGGACUCUGGUAAUCAUAGAAGUAUGUGAUCAGCGGUAAAUGGUCAGCUGAUACCAUAACUUCUUGAGAAGAGGAAGACACAGCUGUUCUUCUACCCUUUUUACGAAUAAAAGGGGAAAAUAAAUAAACAGUUAGAGCUGCAUGAGAAACUGACUGGUGAUCGGUUGUUGCAUGAGGAGGGAGACCUAGUUGGACUUUGGCUACUUAAUUACAAUAAAUUUGAAAGAUGUUAGCAUAACAAUUUACUUCCAGAUGAUGACGA
Molecule: messenger RNA, 2584 nt
Organism: Nicotiana attenuata
Lineage: Eukaryota; Viridiplantae; Streptophyta; Magnoliopsida; Solanales; Solanaceae
Product: protein decapping 5-like
Exons: 11
Coding region: 188-2131 (647 amino acids)
Biological process (GO): P-body assembly; cytoplasmic stress granule assembly
Cellular component (GO): P-body
Molecular function (GO): mRNA binding
Source: RefSeq, a predicted model, not a curated record